GCCGAUGGGAAAUGUAGUCCGAGGGUCCUGCGCCGUCGUCUGGCUCGCAGGAUAACUGUCCGACGCGUCGUCAAGCUUCCCGGCUUCGCAGAGAGACACGAUUGUCAAUUGUCGUAAGGCCUGUCUGCCACUCUUCGGAUCAUUUGGUUUGAAAUCUCUUAGUGGAACUAGGAUUUUGCUUUUUGGCAUCGAAGCAACUAUCAAACGGCCUCUUAUCCGGCCUUAAAGCAGAGAAUUGCAAGUAUAAAGGGUCUUCAACAAACAUUUUUCAGUAUCUUCCAUGUGCAAAGCUCCCUUUGUCUCAAGAAAAGGUGUUCCACUCCCGAUCCCAGAACUGACGGUGUCCCUGUCUCGCGGGCGUGAAGUGCCAGCGGAUCCACUCUGGGGUUCAUGGCGGCGCCGGUCCGCCUGGGCCGGAAACGCCCGCUGCCGGUUUGCCCCAACCCGCUCUUUGUGCGCUGGCUGACCGAGUGGAGGGACGCGGCAGCCAGCAGGGGGCGCCGCACGCGCUUCGUGUUUCAGAAGGCACUGCGCUCCCUCCGGCGGUACCCGCUGCCCCUGCGCAGCGGGAAGGAAGCUAAGAUCCUCCAGCACUUCGGAGACCGGCUCUGCCGAAUGCUGGACGAGCGAUUACAGCAGCACGGAGCAUCGGGUGGUGACCGUGCUCCUGGCUCACCACCUGGAGAGAAGAGCCCAGCCCAGGAAAGGUCAUCUGCCCAAAUCCAGGACUCUUCCGUGCCAGUUCCUGCCCAGCCCCAAGCAGGAGGCUAUUGGCCGGCUCGAAACUCAGGAGCCCGAGUAGUCCUGCUGCAGCUCUACUGGGAGCACCUGGAUUCUGAUGGCCACAGCUUCCUAACCAAGGAGGAGCUGCUACAGAGGUGUGCCCAGAAGGACCCCAGGAUAGCCUCUCGGAGUUCUCGACCCUGGCCAGCCCUUCGUUCUCUCCUGCAGAGGAACCUGGUCCUCAGGACACACCAGCCAGCCAGGUACUCACUGACCCCAGAGGGCCUGGAACUGGCCCAGAAGUUGGCUGAGUCAGAACGCCUGAGCUUGCUGAAUGUGGGCACUGGGCCCAAGAAGCCCCCUGUGGAGGAGCCAGCACUGCCAGGAGCAGCCUUGGCUGAGCUUGGCGCCAGUGAAGCGGGUGUCCAGCAGCCACAGCUGAAGCUGGGGCCUGCAGAGUACAGGGUGCUGUUGUGUGUGGACGUUGGAGAGACCAGGGGGGUGGGACACAGGCCAGAGCUGCUCCGAGAGCUGCAGCGGCUCCACGUGAACCACAUGGUGCGCAAGCUACACAUUGGGGACUUUGUGUGGGUGGCACAGGAGACCAGGCCCAAAGAUCCAGCAAGACCUGCAGAGUUAGUGCUGGACUACAUUGUGGAGCGCAAGCGGCUGGACGACCUGUGUAGCAGCAUCAUCGAUGGCCGCUUCCGGGAACAGAAGUUCCGACUGAAGCGCUGUGGCCUGGGGCACCGGGUGUACCUGGUGGAAGAGCACGGCUCAGUCCACAACCUCAGCCUCCCCGAGAGCACACUGCUGCAGGCUGUCACCAACACCCAGGUCAUCGAUGGGUUCUUUGUGAAGCGCACAGCAGACAUUAAGGAAUCGGCAGCCUACCUGGCCCUUCUGACACGGGGCCUGGAGAGCCUUUACCAGGGCCACACCCUACGCAGCCGCCCCUGGGGAACCCCAGGGGAUCCUGAAUCGGAAACCAGGCCCUCCCCAAACCCUCUCUGCUCGCUCUUCACCUUCGGUGACUUCAACUCUGGAGCCAUCAAGAACAAGGCCCAGUCUGUGCGAGAGGUGUUUGCCCGGCAGCUGAUGCAGGUGGGCGGAGUGAGUGGGGAGAAGGCGGCAGCCCUGGUGGAUCGAUACAGCACCCCUGCCAGCCUCCUGGCCGCUUAUGACGCCUGUGCCACCCCCAAGGAGCAGGAGAUGUUGCUGAGCACCAUCAAGUGUGGGCGUCUGCAGAGGAAUCUGGGGCCAGCUCUAAGCAAGACCUUGUCCCAGCUCUACUGCAGCUACGGCCCCCUGACCUGAGCUAUGCUACGAAACAGAUCCCAGCCCCCUAAACCUCCCCACCCAGGCUAGCCAGCCUCUUAACUAGGACUUUUUUGGGGGACCACAAUAAAAAUUUAAAUGUU
Chinchilla lanigera (long-tailed chinchilla) is the source of this 2144-nucleotide messenger RNA. RefSeq names its product MUS81 structure-specific endonuclease subunit (gene Mus81). Gene Ontology annotation, molecular function: crossover junction DNA endonuclease activity; DNA binding; 3'-flap endonuclease activity. Lineage: Eukaryota; Metazoa; Chordata; Mammalia; Rodentia; Chinchillidae. Gene Ontology annotation, biological process: resolution of meiotic recombination intermediates; double-strand break repair via break-induced replication; DNA catabolic process. The coding region runs from base 391 to 2040 and encodes 549 amino acids. The transcript has 18 exons. The record is from RefSeq and is a predicted model, not a curated record. Gene Ontology annotation, cellular component: Holliday junction resolvase complex; nucleus.